AUGGGAAUGGAGGAGAAGGGGGGGGGGGGGGGGGGGGCGGGGGCGGGCGGGGUAGGGGCUGUGCAUGGCGCGUGCAGAGGGCAGCAGGGCGCACGGGGCGCACAGGGCAGCAGGGCAGCAGGGCAGCAGGGCGCGCGGGGCGCACAGGGCUGCAGGGCGCGCGGGGCGCACAGGGCAGCAGGGCAGCAGGGCGCACAGGGCUGCAGGGCAGCAGGGCGCGCGGGGCGAACAGGGCAGCAGGGCGCACAGGGCUGCAGGGCAGCAGGGCGCACGGGGCGCGCAGGGCUGCAGGGCGCGCAGGGCUGCAGGGCAGCAGGACAGCAGGGCGCGCGGGGCGCGCAGGGCCGCAGGGCGCGCGGGGCGCACAGGGCAGCAGGGCAGCAGGGCGCACAGGGCUGCAGGGCAGCAGGGCGCGUGGGGCGCGCAGGGCUGCAGGGCGCGCAGGGCAGCAGGACAGCAGGGCACGCGGGGCGCGCAGGGCUGCAGGGCGCGCGGGGCGCACAGGGCAGCAGGGCAGCAGGGCGCACAGGGCUGCAGGGCAGCAGGGCGCAAGGGCUGCAGGGCAGCAGGGCGCGCGGGGCGCGCAGGGCGCGCAGGGCAGCAGGGCAGCAGGGCGCACGGGGCGCACAGGGCAGCAGGGCAGCAGGGCAGCAGGGCGCACAGGGCUGCAGGGCAGCAGGGCGCGCGGGGCACGCAGGGCUGCAGGGCGCGCAGGGCAGCAGGACAGCAGGGCGCGCAGGGCUGCAGGGCGCGCGGGGCGCACAGGGCAGCAGGGCAGCAGGGCGCGCGGGGCGCAGCAGGGCUGCAGGGCGUGCAGGGCACACAGGGCAGCAGGGCAGCAGGGCGCACAGGGCUGCAGGGCAGCAGGGCGCACAGGGCUGCAGGGCAGCAGGGCGCGCGGGGCGCACAGGGCUGCAGUUCCUCUCCCCCCCACUGCUGCACCCGCAGCAGGGGGAUGGAGGAGAAGGGGGGGGGGGGGAUGAAAGAGAAGGGGGGGUACGGGGGGGGCUGGUGCUGCAGAUGCCCUCCCCCCCACUGCUGCUCCACAACCCUUCACCCCCCAGGGAUGGAGGAGAAAGGGGGGGCGGGGGGGCUGGGGCGACGGGGCCAAGGGGCCGAGGCGACGGGGCGACGGGCCUAGAGUCGCGAGGGGCCGCAGGUGGGGGCGACGGGGCCUAG
Closterium sp. Naga37s-1 is the source of this 1179-nucleotide messenger RNA. NCBI's taxonomy places the organism in Eukaryota, Viridiplantae, Streptophyta, Zygnematophyceae, Desmidiales, Closteriaceae. The record is from the annotation of a GenBank genome assembly.